CGGAGGAUAUUUACCUUUUUAUGCAGAAUUUUUGAGUUUGAAAUCAUAAAGUAGUCAAAUUGACAAAUACGAUGUUUUACUCUUUUGGUAUUCAACAAAUCAACGACAAAGAUUUUUUUGCCGUCUCUGUGUUUUAUAUUAAAUAAAAAGUGUUGGUCGGACCACGAGUGGCAAGUUUACAUACAAAAUUUCACUAAUUUUACACUAAUUGUUACUGGCGGUUAUGAUCAAAAUGCUCAAAAUGACUUCCAUGUAUGCGGACUUACCGGAAGAACAUCCACGAAAUUUAAUACCAGCUUUGUGUCAGCAAUUUUACUACUUAGGCUGGGUAACUGGGACUGGUGGAGGAAUUUCGAUCAAGUACCGUGGAGAAAUUUUUAUCGCACCUAGUGGGGUGCAAAAGGAGCGCAUAAUGCCUGAGGAUCUUUUUGUGCAAAAUAUUAAAGGCGAGGACAUACAAUUACCUCCUGAAUAUAAAAAUCUCACAAAAAGCCAAUGUACUCCGCUAUUUAUGUUGUGUUAUCAACAUCGCAAUGCUGGCGCGGUCAUUCAUACACAUUCCCAAAAUGCAGUAAUGGCUACUUUACUAUGGCCUGGCUUAGAAUUUCGUUGUACUCACUUAGAGAUGAUCAAGGGAAUUUACGACGAAGAUUUGAAACGUAACUUGCUUUAUAAUGAAAAAUUAGUUGUGCCAAUUAUAGAAAAUACGCCUUUUGAAAAAGAUUUGAGUGAUUCUAUGUAUGAGACUAUGAUGAAAUAUCCGCGCUGUAGCGCGAUCCUGGUACGACGCCACGGCAUUUAUGUAUGGGGUUCAACGUGGGAAAAAGCCAAAACAAUGGCGGAAUGUUAUGAUUAUUUAUUUUCGUUGGCUGUGGAAAUGAAAAAAUCCGGUUUGGAUCCAGAGGAAUGUUUUUAAA
This is a messenger RNA of Glossina fuscipes, 917 nucleotides long. RefSeq names its product probable methylthioribulose-1-phosphate dehydratase. Gene Ontology annotation, cellular component: cytoplasm. Gene Ontology annotation, molecular function: metal ion binding; methylthioribulose 1-phosphate dehydratase activity. The record is from RefSeq and is a predicted model, not a curated record. The transcript is spliced from 3 exons. Bases 224 to 916 code for a protein of 230 amino acids. Lineage: Eukaryota; Metazoa; Arthropoda; Insecta; Diptera; Glossinidae.